Molecule: messenger RNA, 1743 nt
Organism: Mizuhopecten yessoensis (Yesso scallop)
Lineage: Eukaryota; Metazoa; Mollusca; Bivalvia; Pectinida; Pectinidae
Product: orexin receptor type 1-like
Exons: 3
Coding region: 1-1743 (580 amino acids)
Biological process (GO): G protein-coupled receptor signaling pathway
Cellular component (GO): membrane
Molecular function (GO): G protein-coupled receptor activity
Source: RefSeq, a predicted model, not a curated record
AUGGCGGACAGUAACGUUGUCGGGAAGUCUUUGGUUUUAAACACCACUUCAUCAGUUUUUAACAUUUCGGGUUUACCGAGACAUAUGUUGUGUUAUCUGUGGGGAAACUGUACCAAUGACACGCGGGACUUGUCUUUCCCGUUUGAUCGAUGUGAUGGCGCUGUGUUCGAUUCCUACGUGGAUUACACCCAGAUCCCCGCCGUUCAUACUGCGAUAAUCGUGUGUUAUCUUCUGGUAAUGGUCUUUGCUGUAUUCGGGAACAUCCUGGUGAUCUGGACGAUCUGGAGGAACACCCAUAUGCAUACUGUUACCAACUAUUACAUUGUAAAUCUCGCCUUGUCGGAUUUUCUCGUGUCCUCCAUUGUUCUGCCGCUUAAACUCCUGGAAUACACAAGCCCCUGUGAUUGGCAGAUAUUCAGCCAUGACGCACUUUGUGCUGUCGUCUACUACAUCCUUCCAAUUUUCGUCUUUGCCAGCGUUCUCACUCUCGUCGCCAUUUCGUUAGAAAGGUACUAUGCCAUAGUCCAUCCCCUGUCCGCAAUGAAGGUGAACAGCAAAUCCAGGACAAAGAAGAUAAUAGCGGUCACGUGGGUCAUUCCCAUAGUGAUCUGCACGCCUUACCUAUAUUGUGGAAGUUUUGCCUUUGAAUUUCGUAGCCAUUAUGGAACAGUGUCCCGCCAAAUUUGUGCUGACCGGUUUGAUGAGAUAGAUGGCGGCACCGGAAACUUCCGUCGAGUGUUCUUUCUCGUGCUAGCAGCGUUCAUGUACUUUCUGCCAAUGAUAAUCAUCAUCACAACAUGUUCUAGGAUCGCCAGGUCUUUGCUUCAACCAAUCAUCAUCGAGAGCUCGCAAUCUGGUGCAAGAAAUUGUAAACGGCGAGACGAGGUCAAUAAGCGCAAGGUUGCCCGGAUGGUGAUAGUGAUAGCAGUAGCCUUCAUCCUGUCCUGGUCCCCGAUGUAUGUGGUCAAUAUUGUCAGUCAGCUACAAGGUCAAGGUGACAGCUUCCUUGUUCAUAGUAACUUCUUGUUCACUAUGCUAAUCGUAAACCUCGCUGGAUUUAUCAACAGUUGUGUUAAUCCUUUUAUCUACACCGCCAUGAGUAAAAAAUUCCGGAAAAGUUUUGGUCGGACACUUGGUAAAAUAUUCUGUAAUUAUUACUGUCGACAGAGGUUGUUCCUAUACAGAGAUAGUAUCAUACAGCGACGAUCAACGGCGUAUACUAGCGCGUCACGGGGGUCGUUCAUUGACCCGGAAGCAGAACCACUACAAAGUGAGAUGAGAGAGAGACCACCCAUCAAAGGAAAGGAAUCGCAUAGCAGCAGUAGCGAGGGUGACUCUUCCUGGCGGUCACAAACUAGGCUGUGUAAAACUGCGAAAGGGAGACAACCUAUGACACAGGAGAACGUGUGUGGGUCUAAUGAGGGCGAUACGGUUGAACAGUCAGGUAUCUGUGCCGAAAUGCCUACUGUGACUUCUUCUUGUCCAUCAUCUGUCCAGAUCACCAGCAAUGACUACACUGGACACGGCAGAUCAGUUACGAACGGUCAGAUUAUGCCAAGACAAUGCAAAAUUCGUAGCUUUAUGGAGCCAAACAAAAACGGAAUUAAGACGGAGACGUUCAUCAUGCGUGACAUCAAACCAACAGAGUGUGACGCAGACGGGCAUGUGCGCACACUGACCAUGUGUAUCGGGGACAUAAACGAGGCAGAGUCUGUUGAGAUUAAACAGGACGCAUGCCCGUGA